Messenger RNA from Pollicipes pollicipes, 1326 nucleotides. Its product is annotated as EF-hand calcium-binding domain-containing protein 1-like. Gene Ontology annotation, molecular function: calcium ion binding. Lineage: Eukaryota; Metazoa; Arthropoda; Thecostraca; Pollicipedomorpha; Pollicipedidae. The record is from RefSeq and is a predicted model, not a curated record.
CUGUUGUCUUGUGAAGUUCGUUGGAAGAUAGUUCAGCUGGUGUUGACGUGAGGUAUGUUGGAGUGAUGUGUCUGCGCACCGGAGAUUAAAAGAUGUGAAAAAAAUCCAAUAUGUUAUGGAACUGCGGGAGCUAGCAUUGAUUUUGCACGUGUCACCGGUGUGGUCGCAUUGAACAAAACAUUGGUGGCAAGAAUUUGACUGUAAUACUUUGUGGAAGCUUCAUACCUAACAAUACGAAUUUUAGUACCCUCACCUACUAUUCGUGAGACGUUGGAUGUCAAGCAUCCUCUGGUAAGUCCCGUGCGAUGCGUGAAAGAGUGAAAUUUCUUGAAUUAUGUGGUAGCAUCUUUAAAAGUUAGCUGCUGGAAGUGAACACCACAGUGCAAGAAUGGCGUUGAUUGGAUCAAAGAAGACGCAGAACCAGAUGCUCGACAUCUUGGUAAAGGCAACACAUUUCAAUCGAAAUGAGAUCGAGGCCCUGCUGCUGAUGUUUAAGAAGACCUUGCGGCCGAAAACAGACAGGCUGGAUCGGAGCAAGUUUCGCGACGUCCUGCAUAACACGUUCGACAUGACCGACGACAUGCUGAUGGACCGGGUGUUCCGCGUCUUCGACAAGGACAACGACGGUUUUAUCAGCGCCGAGGAGUGGGUGACCGGCCUGUCGGUGUUCUUGCGCGGCACGCUGCAGCAGCGUAUCGACUACUGCUUCGCUGUGUACGACUUCAACGGCGACCGGUCUCUGGCGCGUGACGAGGUCUACCACUUGCUCAAGAACAGCGUCAUGAAGAAUCCGCAGGAGGAGGACCCCGAGGAGGGCGUGCGCGACCUCAUCGACCUGGUGAUGAAGAAGCUGGACGUCAAUCACGACGGCUUCGUCUCGUUCGAGGACUACGAGGCGACGGUGAAGAUGGAGCCGCUGCUGCUGGAGGUGUUCGGGCCAUGUCUGCCGCAGCAGGAGUCGCUCGAGACGUUCCUCACCACGUUCGUCGAGCCCAAGAGGACCCCUGGUUACGAGGGGUAGCUGGAUGCAGCGCGAGCUAGGGGGAGGGGGCUGGUGGACAGGUGUUAGUUUGCUGUCGUCACCUCGUGGCAGGAGUUUACCACGUCCCACGUUGAGAUGCAUCUGGUGCGGUGCUUCGCGUCAGGAGUGCUAUGGCAGAGGCGACCAACGCCCAGCAUGUUCCGUCCCAGCAGGGACUUGCUGUCCAGUCUGUUAAUUACAUGUGUUUGCCUGCUGGCACGGUCCGCACCGUCUUAAAUUGGAAUGCGGUCUCACCUGCUUCGCUUGCGGGGAAAUCUGCGAUAAAAUAAACUCAUCGGACAGCU